Molecule: messenger RNA, 4490 nt
Organism: Gadus macrocephalus (Pacific cod)
Lineage: Eukaryota; Metazoa; Chordata; Actinopteri; Gadiformes; Gadidae
Product: kin of IRRE-like protein 3
Exons: 16
Coding region: 1-2337 (778 amino acids)
Biological process (GO): cell-cell adhesion; synapse assembly
Cellular component (GO): cell-cell junction
Molecular function (GO): cell adhesion molecule binding
Source: RefSeq, a predicted model, not a curated record
AUGAUUCACUGGCUGUUUAUCUUUUCGUGUUUCGCCGGUGCUGGGGCGGGACCUGUGUUCACACAGCAGCCGACAGACCUGGUGGUGGUGGCGGGCCAGCCGGUGACGCUGCCCUGCUCCAUCCCCGGCUACCACGGCAUGGUGCUCUGGCUGCGUGACGGUAUGGCCCUGGGGGUCAACCGAGACGUCUCAGGGUACCCACGCUACGACAUCGUCGGGGACCACAGCAAGGGGGAGUACCACCUCCUCAUCCAGCGCACCGAGAUGCAAGACGACGCCUUCUUCGAGUGCCAGGCCAUCCAGGCGGCCAUCCGGUCGAGACCCGCCCGCCUCACCGUGCUGGUUCCCCCCGAUGACCCGGUGAUCGUGGGCUCCCCGGUGGUGAGCCUGCGGGCGGGCGACCACCUCAACCUCACCUGCCACGCGGAUAACGCCAAGCCCGCCGCCUCCAUCAUCUGGAUCCGCAACGGCCUGGUCCUGAGUGGAGCCAUGUACUCCAAGACGCUGUUGCGCGACGGCAGGAGAGAGAGCACGGUGAGCACCCUCUACCUGUCUCCCAGCAACAUCGAGUCAGGACAGCAGAUCACCUGCCGGGCCUCCAACAAGGCCGCACCCAACGGGAAGGACACAACGGUCACCGUCGACAUCCAACACUUGCCGCUGGUCAACCUGACUGUGGACCCCCAACCCGUCCUGGAGGGGAACCUGGUGCGCUUCCACUGCGCUGCCAAGGCCAACCCACCUGUCAUCUACUACAGAUGGGCCAAGGGUGGCCAUCCAAUCCCAGAGGUGACAGGCGACAGCUACGAGGUGGUGGUGGACCACUCCUUCUUCACUGAGUCCGUGUCCUGUGAGGUGACCAACGCCCUGGGGAACACCAACAUCAGCAGAAACGUGGACGUCUACUUUGGCCCCAGAAUGGCGGCGGAGCCCCAGUCUCUCCAGGUGGACCUUGGAUCCGAUGCGAUCUUCAACUGUGCCUGGACGGGGAACCCCUCUCUGACCAUUGUGUGGAUGAAGCGGGGUUCAGGAGUGGUGCUCAGCAACAAGAACACUCUGACACUGAAGGCGGUGAAACAGGAGGAUGCUGGGAAGUACUUGUGCCGAGCUGUGGUCCCAAGGGUUGGUGCCGGCGAGAAGGAGGUGUCUCUCACCGUCAACGGCCCUCCGACCAUCUCCAGUACCCAGACUCAGCAGGCGCUGUACGGCGAGAAGGGCCAGAUCAAGUGCUUCAUCCGCAGCACGCCACCGCCCGACCGCAUUGCGUGGUCGUGGAAGGAGACGGUGCUGGAGUCGGGCACGUCCGGCCGCUACACGGUGGAGACGGUCAGCACGGAGGAGGGGGUCAUCUCCACGCUCACCAUGAGCAACAUCGUGCCCGCCGACUUCCAGACCAUCUACAACUGCACGGCGUGGAACAGCUUCGGCUCCGACACGGAGAUCAUAAGGCUGAAGGAGCAAGAGACUCUGCGGUUGGCUGUAAUUAUCGGAGUGGCAGUGGGGGCCUUCCUUGCUCUCACAGUCCUCAUGGGAACAUUAGCUGCCUUUUGUUGUGCCCGUUUCCAAAGAAAGGAUGUCCAUCUAGUCAUGACGUCUCUGCCCGUGUCCCUAUCACGACAGAGAGAUAUCAAGUCAGAAAAUCUGAAAGGCGUGGUCUCAACCAAAAACGACAUCCGUGUGGAGAUUGUUCACAAGGACCACAGCGCAGCCAGGGAGAACGAGGAGCACGGCGGCCUCAAACAGAUGAUGAUUGAUCGCGGUGAAUUCCAGCAGGAGCCCGUUCUGAAGCAGCUGGAGGUGCUUCAGGAGGAGGAGAAGGAGUUCCAACACGUCAAGGACCCCACCAACGGCUACUACAGCGUCAACGCCUUCAACGAGCACCACCCCACGCCCACCAUGCCCCUGGCGGCGGGCCAGGCCACCCCUCCGGACGCGGCCCGCAGCCCCCCCAGCGGCUCCAUGACCAUGGGCAAGCAGCGCGUGCCCACGGGCAUGUCCUUCACCAACAUCUACAACACGCUGGGCGCGGGCCCCAACCGCCUGUACGACUACGGCCAGCGCUUCGUGCUGGGCAUGGGCAGCAGCUCCAUCGAGCUGUGCGAGCGCGAGUUCCAGCGCCGCUCGCUCAGCGACUCCGGCUCCCUGGUGGACACGCAGUGCGACAGCAGCGUCAGCAGCUACGGCAACAAGCAGGACGGCUACGUGCAGUUUGACAAGGAGGGAAGCAGCAAGGCCUCGGCCGCCUCCUCCUCCGCCUCCCACUACUCCCAGUCGUCGCUGCAGAACUCCUCGGAGCUCGGCCGGCCCCUGCAGAAACGCAUGCAGACGCACGUCUAGACGGCGUGAAGGGGGGAAGGGGGAGGUGGUUACCCCUACAGGUGGAUGAGAAGAUUCUGGCGGAAGGGAUGCAGCAUCCGAGAGCGUUUUUCGCGGCGUGAUCCUGUUUUUAGGCGUUGUGAUCCUGUUCAAGCCUGAUUGGUGGUUCGAGCGUCCCCUCUCCCCCCGGGGGUCUUGAACGCCACGCACAGCGGAUGCACAUAAAAGAGAUAAAAAGGCAACCGAAUUGUAAAAGCAUUCCCCUUGUUUCGGGAGAACACCACACGUUGAGAGAGAGAGGAAAAAAAAAAAUCAUGUCCAAUAUUAAUUUGUGUGACAAUCCGCCGUCUGCUUUAAGGUCCCAGUUCAUUUGAAGAUUGCCAUCGACGCACGGUGAUUCGCCACAUCGCCGCCACCGCAUUCAUCGCGUUUUCAACCUAAACAGCCCACGCUGAAGAUGUGCCCCUCUCGUGAACGUUACCUCAAUACUAUAAAAAGACAACUCUUGUUAAAAAUAGAACGGUUUCUUUUUCUGUUUUUUUUUUACCUUUGGGAGGAAGCCACUAAGGCCUGUGAGCUCAGCCGCCGGGCCUGGCAUUUGGAGGACAAAGAUUUAUUGUUAAUAACUGACAAUGGCAUUUGGUGUAACCCCGGUGAAGAAUUCACGAGACGAGUACUGAAACUUUGACCGUCAACCGCCAAAGUUACAAGCACUAUAAGACGGGGCUCCAGUCUCCGGACGAACGGUUACCUCCACACUAAAGCCAAUGUUGAACUUCCCUCCCGGAUCUGAAAAUCUGUGGUUGUCUUUGAUAUGAUGUGCUGUUUUCUUACUGUAUUUUUCUUUGUUCUUUCUCUCUGCCAUCUUUAUAAAGGCAACUCAUUUUUUUUCAGCUGUGUUUUUUUCCGUUAUUUUUGGCUGUUUGAUGUUCUGCCUGGUGGAAGUUGUUAUGCACUGUUGGAUCACAGACAAAUGCAUGGAAGUGAAUGGAAGUGUGAGUGUGUGUAAUCUUUGUGCAUCGCACACAUGGUAGGCCUACGUUUUUCCCCAAACUACCACUGUUGGGCUGCUCCUUUUCCCCUCCUUCGAUGAAAAGGACCUUAUGUUUACAAGUAUUCAAGCAAGGAGGACUGAGCUCUACUUUUACCCAUUCAAUGUGAGACACUUUGCAGGCUUGUAUGUUUAUACUUUAUCUCUGGGGAGGGGUCUGACUAGCUGAAAGGGUUAUUAUUUUCUUUCUCCCGACCCUUUCCCCCCUGCUGUUACUGUGUUGUUUACACUGGAGCUGUAUAAAGAUGAAAAAAUGCCUUUUUGUGUGUGUCAUAGGCUACUGUAUUUUGACUUCCAAAUGACAAGCGGUGCAGAUAAACGACAUCAUUCGGCCCGAGGUCCUUAAUCUCUCGGUAAGCUGUGUUCGCCCACUGUUUUAAGUGGGCUAAAGCGCCAGAGAGCUGAACCUAACAACGAAAAUGCCCCCACUUGUAUUUUCUAUGGCAUGACGGUGGAGUCGCUGCAUUGAGAAACGAAAGGGGGUUGAAGAGAACAAACAAACACACCUCGUGUCUAUCUUUAAUAAACCACCAGGGCUCCCUUUGACUGAAGUGAUAAAAGUCUCAUCUGGCAUGAUUACAGGAGUGGACUUGUUUUUUUGUUUCUCUUUUUUUUUCCUAUGCCAUCGCGCCGAGCUGCCAUAAGAUGAAGUCCCGUUGCGACAAAAACCAACAGGAUCAGAAACGCUAUCAGCAGCCACAUGACAAAGGGGACAAAGAGGGAGGGGUGUCUUAACACCACCACCAUAGAACAGGGGGCGGGGGGAGUUGACGUACGGGGGGAGUUGAUGUACUGUCCAAAUGACACAUUUUCCAAUGCUUUGGGUGCUGCUGCCGCGGCGCAAUGAAAAGGAAUCUACAAAUCACUUUCACAGGUUUUGACAAUCUGGUGUCACCUGUUGGGGAAUUCUGUCGUGAACAUAUUAUACUAUUGCUGUACAGGGUGAACGAUUUUUGUGCCAACAUUGUGUUUUGAUUAAAGAAAGCUACGAUACAGCUCAGUUUGCGACUUUCUUGUGUGUGUGUGUGUGUGUGUGUGUGUGUGUGUGUGUGUGUGUGUGUGUGUGUGUGUGUGUGUGUGUGUGUGUGUGUGUGUGUGUGUGUGUGUGUGUGUGUGUGUGUGU